AUGGCAAGCUACACGGGAUCGUGCUACAAGAACCAGAGCAACUACGCCAUUGGGAAGUUGAACACGACCGACGGAUCUGCUUCGCUGCAAAUAUUGAACGAGAUGAAGUGCCUGUCGACCUCGUUCCUGCACUCCCUCGCUUCACCGGUGAUCCACCGCGACCUCGAACCGCGCAAUAAUUUGCCCAAUCAGGCCAUGGAAGCCAAGGUGACCGACUUCGGUAUCUCGAAGGAACGCUUGGACCAGAGAAUGACGGCGGGUGUUGGAACGUUGUUCUGGAUGGUGCCUGAGGUCAUGUGGGGUGGGGGCAUGGUGCUGUCGGAGCUGGGUGUGCACACGUUCCCGUACGCACGGACGACGAAGCAGCCAAAUGGGAGCCAAGUGCACGCCCGAGUCCAGCUGAAGCGUUGUACAGGCUUCAAGUUUUAA
Phytophthora sojae is the source of this 429-nucleotide messenger RNA. RefSeq lists its product as hypothetical. Gene Ontology annotation, molecular function: protein kinase activity; ATP binding. The record is from RefSeq and is a predicted model, not a curated record. Lineage: Eukaryota; Oomycota; Peronosporomycetes; Peronosporales; Peronosporaceae. The transcript has 3 exons. The coding region runs from base 1 to 429 and encodes 142 amino acids. Gene Ontology annotation, biological process: protein phosphorylation.